Molecule: messenger RNA, 1839 nt
Organism: Ophidiomyces ophidiicola
Lineage: Eukaryota; Fungi; Ascomycota; Eurotiomycetes; Onygenales; Onygenaceae
Gene: MCX1
Product: ATP-binding protein
Exons: 2
Coding region: 1-1839 (612 amino acids)
Biological process (GO): proteolysis; protein catabolic process
Cellular component (GO): mitochondrial matrix
Molecular function (GO): ATP binding; ATP hydrolysis activity
Source: RefSeq, a predicted model, not a curated record
AUGAAGUUUCUCUGCCCCUUCAGCACUCCACUUGCACCACCAGACAUGGGUCUAACAGCGGCCACCUGGACUUCCCGCAGAGCGCGCAGAUCAUAUCUUGCUAUAUACUCAGCAGCACGGAGAAUUUCGACUUCUUCCCCAUGUGCUUCCCAGUUCCACCGUUCUGAUUUCACGGGACAGCCGUUCACCAGCAGCUAUGAGACUGGCUUACCAACAUCCGGCCCCCUGGGCUCUGCGCCUCCUUUCGGCGCUCCUCGGUUAACGCCGAAGAUGCUGAAGCAGCAUUUGGAUCAGUUUGUCGUGGGCCAAGAUAGAGCAAAAAAGGUCCUGAGCGUUGCAGUAUACAACCAUUACCAGAGAGUGCAAGAGCUGCAGCGACGAAUUGAGGAAGAAGAGGCAUAUUUGGCACGCCAAACACGCAGGGAAGCUGUGGAGGCACAUCCUUUAGAAACUGAAUUUCCAGGUCAGCAGCGGACCAUACGUCUCCCAUCUCCUGGAGAGUAUAAUGAUAAUUUUUCGCAAUCAGGAACCGAUCAUAUCACCGACAUAUCUCCUCUAGCACUGGAGAAAUCCAACAUAUUACUACUAGGACCAUCGGGGGUCGGUAAAACGCUUAUGGCAAAGACGCUGGCCCGUGUUCUAUCUGUCCCCUUUAGCAUGUCUGAUUGUACGCCAUUUACCCAGGCAGGCUACAUCGGGGAGGAUGCGGAUGUUUGCGUGCAGCGAUUAUUGGCUGCCGCAAACUAUGAUGUUGCGGCGGCGGAGCGAGGGAUAAUUUGCCUGGACGAAGUGGAUAAAAUUGCUACCGCGAAAGUAAGCCACGGAAAGGACGUUAGCGGAGAAGGGGUCCAGCAAGCCCUGUUAAAGAUAAUUGAAGGGACAACGAUCCAAAUACAAGCCAAAACUGAGCGAAAUGCGCCGCGUCAUGGGGGCCCAUCCAAUAGCUUUCCCGGGAGCGGACCCGGAAAUUCGUCGUUCUCUUCAUCCACGCCUGGGUCACCGGGAAAACCUGAUGUUUAUAACGUCAGGACGGAUAAUAUCUUAUUCAUUUUUUCAGGCGCGUUCGUAGGGCUCCAGAAAAUCAUUAUGGAGCGUAUAUCGCGUGGGUCAAUGGGUUUCGGCCAGCCUGUCCGUGCCUCUGGGAAUCCAUUUGGUUCUCACACCUCCCAUUCGUCUCAUAACGCACCUAUUCCUAUUCGACCCGGUUCUGAGGAAGAGGCACUGUACAAGAAGCACCUCCCAUUUUUUACCCCAUCACCCACCCCAGAAGCUUCUGGUUCCGACGAAGAUACGCAAUAUUUCAAUCCCCUUGACCUCUUAACCCCUCCUGAUCUGCAAUCAUAUGGAUUCAUACCAGAACUAGUGGGCCGUAUCCCAAUAACCACAGCUCUCUCUCCACUCUCCCAGGCACUUCUUUUACGUAUUCUCACUGAGCCUAGAAACUCUCUUGUGAAUCAAUACGCCGCCUUAUUUACUCUUUCCGGGAUCGAACUACGCUUCACAACCCCUGCUCUUCAUAAGAUUGCUGCCAAUGCCUUUGCAGUAUCUACUGGAGCUCGCGCUUUACGCACGGAAAUGGAGACAAUACUUGGGGACGCUAUGUUUGAAGCUCCGGGAUCAAGCGUAAAAUUUGUCCUUGUUACGGAAGCAGUAGCCGAUAGGAAAGAAAAGGCCGUAUACCUUGCUCGUGGCCAGGGAGGCAAAUUUCAUGCAAUGAUUGCAGCCGAAGAAAGCUCAUGGGAAGAGAAGACGAAGAAGCAACGGGAUAACCGGGAUAAAAAAGAUCAAGCCAAUAGCUUCGAAGAAUGGAGGAGCUCUGCCAUUGGAGGAUUCUCAUGA